AUAGAGCUAGAGAGUUCGCUCGAUCGAUCUCUUGGUUGAUAAUUAAGAAAGAAAAGAAAAGGAUCAGCAUAUAGAGCUAUAAAGGGAGAGAGAGAAAUGACAGGCAUUUGUGGUGAUAUUAAGAAGGGAAAGAUGCUUACAGUUUUGAGCAUUGAUGGAGGUGGCAUUAGAGGGAUUAUCCCAGGAACUCUUCUGGCGUUUCUCGAGUCAAAACUUCAGGAGUUGGAUGGAGCAGAAGCAAGACUUGCAGACUAUUUCGAUGUAAUCUCAGGGACAAGCACAGGUGGGUUAGUGACCACCAUGCUCACCGCUCCCAACAAGGAAAAUCGACCUUUAUUCGCUGCAAAAGACAUCAACAACUUUUACUUGGAGCAUACACCUAAGAUUUUUCCACAGAAUAGCAGCAAUGAUUUCUUGAGCAUUUUCAAAAACAUUACAAACUUGAUCGACACACUGACUGGGCCUAAAUAUGACGGCAAGUAUCUUCAUACACUUCUGAACAACCUGCUUGGAGACCUUACUCUGGACCAGACCCUGACAAACAUCGUUGUGCCAGCUUUCGAUAUCAAGCUCAUGCAACCUGUCAUCUUCUCUACCAAUGAUGGAAAAGCAAAGGGUUGUAAAAACGCUCGACUUGCAGAUAUAUGCCUCAGUACCUCAGCGGCUCCUACUUAUCUUCCUGCACACAGUUUCAAAACUAGUGAUCGCAAAGGAAACACUCGCAGCUUUGAUCUCAUUGAUGGGGCAGUUGCCGCAAACAAUCCAACAAUGUUGGCCAUAAGCCAGAUGUUGAGAGAAAUGACAAAGAAAAAGCACUCGUUGGGGGAAUUGAUGAAAGGCGAGAAUGAUGAUGAUGUAGUGGGUGCAGAGCAUGGGGCUGGUGCCGGUGCCACGACGAUGGAUGGGAAGAGAAUGCUAGUUCUAUCGUUGGGCACAGGAUCAGCCAAGCGUGAAGAAAAGUACAAUGCAGCCAAGGCAUCCGAAUGGGGCCUCCUCAGUUGGAUUUUCGACAAUGGCAGCACACCCAUCAUCGACAUUUUUGGUGAUGCUAGUUCUGAUAUUGUAGAUCUUCUUGUCUCCACUCACUUUCAGUCUCGUCAUCAUAGAAACAAUUAUCUUCGUAUUCAGGACGAUACAUUGGUUGGAGACGGGUCAUCCGUUGAUAUAGCCACUACUGAGAAUCUUCAAAGACUGGUAGAGAUUGGAAAUAAGCUAUUAGAGAAGCCAAUUUCAAGGGUUGAUUUGGAAACCGGAAAGUAUCAACCUAUUAAAGGAGAGGGCACCAAUGCACAAGCUCUUACUCAUUUUGCAAAACUUCUCUCCCAAGAAAGGAAACUUCGAUUAUCAAGCAAUAAAAAAUGAAUAGAUAAUCAUCUUGAUCAUUAUAAUUAAUUAUUGAUUUCUACUCCUUUUUAAUUAAUUCGUUCUUUUCUCGUUGUAAUAUAUAUAGAAGAAGAAAUAUAUAUGUAGGAAUUCUUUUUA
Molecule: messenger RNA, 1482 nt
Organism: Humulus lupulus (European hop)
Lineage: Eukaryota; Viridiplantae; Streptophyta; Magnoliopsida; Rosales; Cannabaceae
Product: patatin-like protein 2
Exons: 5
Coding region: 97-1362 (421 amino acids)
Biological process (GO): lipid metabolic process
Molecular function (GO): glycerophospholipase activity; monoacylglycerol lipase activity
Source: RefSeq, a predicted model, not a curated record